Molecule: messenger RNA, 789 nt
Organism: Fulvia fulva
Lineage: Eukaryota; Fungi; Ascomycota; Dothideomycetes; Mycosphaerellales; Mycosphaerellaceae
Exons: 1
Coding region: 1-789 (262 amino acids)
Source: RefSeq, a predicted model, not a curated record
AUGGCCGCUAUCCAGCUUAACUUCACUCUCCGCACUUCUGCCAACUGCAAGACCGUCCACCUUCUCGGUUCUUGGGACGGUUACAAAGGCCAACUGCCUCUCUCCAAGGACUCCACCAAGACUGGCGGCUGGAAGGGCACUUUCCGCUUCCAGGGUCAGACUCUCAAGCAAGGCCAGCGCUACUGGUACUACUACAUCAUCGACGGCUACCACGUCUCCCACGACCCAGCCCGCGAGUCCGUCACUGAGCCCACCACUGGCCGCAAGCUCAAUGUCCUCGACAUUCCCAACGGCAAGCCAGCUCCGCCAGCCAUCGACACUGCCAAGGCCGCUCGCCACUCCCGCCGCACUUCCACUGGUGUCCCCAAGGGUCGUCCUCUCAGCCAAUCUGAGAUCGUAUCCCCACGUCCCUACAAGCCACAGGAGACGCGCAAGGUCCGCACCGAGAACUUCAGACAACCCACCCUCGAGCAACUCUCCGCCAAGUUCGCCCAGGCACAGAUCGAAGAGGACUCCGAGGAGAGCAGCGACGAUGACUCAGAUGUCGAGUCCGAUGUUCCAUCUCUCAGCUCCCGCAGCAGCAACAGCUCCACGCCAAGCUCCGUCUCCAGCACUUCUUCUUGCUGCACUUGCGAACGCUACGGCAUUACUCGCGCUGGUGCUCGCGUCAAGCUCGACUGUGGUGGCUCCCGCUGUGGCUACUCUGAUGGAUCUGAGUGCAGCUCCGAGUCCGAAGACGACUACCGCAAGGGCACUACCCGCCGCCACGGCGUGGUCGUCCGCCACUAG